CCGGAGCCAUGUCCGGCGGCCACGCGUAACCGCAGAGCCGAGUCGGACCAGACCCCGUGCGCAGUCCACCUCCCCAGCCGAGCUUUCCCUGCACACGGCUCCCUCGGCCCCCCCGCCAGCUCCUUGCAGCCAUGCCCCGAGCGACUACACUUGGGGCCCUGGUGCCACUGCUGCUGCUGCUGCCGCCGCUUUCCCGCGAGGCCGGGGGGCUCAGGGAGCGCUCUGACGCCGCGUCGUACUACUCGGCGCUGGAGGGCGAGGAGGGCGCGGAGCAGCAACUGGAGCUUUACCACGACCCGUGCAAAGCUGUGGUAUUUUGGGGAGACAUUGCCUUAGAUGAAGAUGACCUGAAGUUAUUUCACAUUGACAAGGCCAGAGACUGGACCAAGCAGCCAAUGGAGGAGAUGGGGCAUAACACAGGUGGGCUUGAAGAACAGCCAACUGAGAGCUGGUCAAACACGACAGCCGGGAAUAUGAGCAGUGAGGAAGCCAGAAGGGAUGGCCAGGACGGUGCCAUGCUUCCACGGAACUCCGGGGAGAGGCACCCGAGGACCUGGAAUUCUGGAGCUGAGACUUCGUCCCGGGUCCGAAGAGCCACAACCUCAAGGACAGAGAGGAUCUGGCCUGGAGGGGUCAUCCCCUAUGUCAUCGGAGGGAACUUCACCGGAAGCCAGCGAACCAUUUUUAAACAAGCUAUGAGACACUGGGAGAAGCAUACCUGUGUGACCUUCAUAGAGAGGACCGACGAGGAAAGCUUUAUUGUGUUCAGUUACAGAACCUGCGGCUGCUGCUCCUACGUUGGGCGCCGAGGAGGAGGACCACAGGCCAUAUCCAUUGGGAAAAACUGUGACAAGUUUGGCAUUGUGACUCACGAACUGGGCCACGUGGUUGGGUUCUGGCAUGAACACACGCGGCCAGACAGGGAUCAGCAUGUCACCAUCAUCAGAGAAAACAUCCAGCCAGGUCAGGAGUAUAAUUUCUUAAAAAUGGAAGCUGGGGAAGUGAGCUCUCUGGGAGAGACGUACGACUUUGACAGCAUCAUGCACUACGCCAGGAACACCUUCUCAAGGGGAGUUUUCCUAGACACCAUCCUCCCCCGCCGAGACGACAAUGGCGUCAGGCCAAGCAUUGGCCAGCGCGUGCGGCUCAGCCAGGGAGACAUAGCUCAAGCCAGGAAGCUGUACAAAUGCCCAGUGUGUGGGGAGACUCUGCAGGACACCACAGGAAACUUCUCAGCACCUGGUUUCCCAAACGGCUACCCUUCAUAUUCCCACUGUGUCUGGAGGAUAUCCGUCACUCCAGGGGAAAAGAUCAUCCUAAACUUCACAUCCAUUGAUUUGUUUAAGAGCCGCCUGUGCUGGUACGAUUACGUGGAGGUCCGAGACGGCUAUUGGAGGAAAGCCCCCCUCUUGGGCAGGUUUUGUGGCGACAAAGUCCCGGAGCCUCUCAUCUCCACAGACAGCCGACUCUGGGUAGAGUUCCGCAGCAGCAGCAACAUCCUGGGCAAGGGUUUCUUUGCGGUGUAUGAAGCUACUUGUGGGGGCGACAUCAACAAAGACGCCGGGCAGAUUCAAUCGCCCAACUACCCCGAUGACUACCGACCUUCCAAGGAGUGUGUUUGGAGGAUUACAGUUUCAGAGGGGUUUCAUGUGGGGCUUACCUUCCAAGCUUUUGAGAUUGAAAGGCAUGACAGCUGUGCAUAUGACUACUUGGAAAUCCGUGAUGGCCCCACAGAAGAAAGUCCCCUGAUUGGCCACUUUUGUGGCUAUGAGAAACCGGAGGAUGUAAAAUCGAGCUCCAACAGAAUGUGGAUGAAGUUUGUGUCUGAUGGCUCUAUCAAUAAAGGAGGCUUUGCUGCCAGUUUUUUCAAGGAGGUGGACGAGUGCUCCUGGCUGGAUCACGGUGGGUGUGAGCAGCGCUGCGUGAACACGCUGGGCAGCUACAAGUGCAUGUGUGAUCCUGGCUACGAGCUGGCCCCCGACAGGAAGACGUGUGAAGUGGCCUGUGGUGGCUUCAUUACCCAGCUGAACGGAACCAUCACCAGCCCUGGGUGGCCGAGGGAAUAUCCCACAAACAAAAACUGUGUCUGGCAAGUGGUGGCUCCUGUUCAAUAUCGCAUCUCCCUGCAGUUUGAAGCAUUUGAACUGGAAGGCAACGAGGUCUGUAAGUACGACUUUGUGGAGGUGCGCAGUGGCCUGUCCCCCGACUCCUGGCUUCAUGGCAAGUUCUGUGGCUCCGAGAGGCCCGAGGUCAUCACCUCGCAGAGCAACAACAUGCGUGUGGAGUUCAAGUCGGACAACACGGUCUCCAAGCAUGGUUUCAGGGCCCACUUUUUCUCAGACAAGGACGAGUGUGCCAAGGACAACGGCGGGUGCCAGCACGAGUGUGUCAACACGUUCGGGAGCUACCUGUGCCGGUGCAGAAACGGCUACCAGCCCCACGAGAACAGGCACGACUGUAAAGAGGCUGGUUGUGAGCACAAGAUCAGCAGCGUGGAGGGAACCCUGGCAAGCCCCAACUGGCCUGACAAAUACCCCAGCCGGAGGGAGUGCACCUGGAACAUCUCCUCAACCGCAGGCCACAGGGUGAAACUCACCUUCACCGAGUUUGAGGUUGAGCAGCACCAGGAAUGUACCUAUGACCACCUGGAAGUGUUCGAUGGCCCCGACAGCCUGGCCCCCGUCCUUGGCCGUUUCUGCGGCAGCAAGAAGCCAGAGCCCGUGGUGGCGUCGAGCAGCAGCCUGUUUCUCAGGUUUCAUUCAGACGCCUCGGUGCAGAGGAAGGGCUUCCAGGCCGUGCACAGCACAGAGUGCGGGGGCAGGCUGAAAGCUGAAGUGCAGACCAGAGAGCUCUAUUCCCAUGCUCAGUUUGGGGACAACAACUACCCGAGCCAGGCCCGCUGCGACUGGGUGAUUGUGGCCGAGGACGGCUACGGUGUGGAGCUGAUGUUCCGGACCUUUGAGGUGGAGGAGGAGGCCGACUGCGGCUAUGACUACAUGGAGGCCUAUGACGGCUACGACAGCACAGCUCCCAGGCUCGGCCGCUUCUGCGGCUCCGGGCCAGUGGAAGAAAUCUACUCUGCAGGGGAUUCCCUGAUGAUUCGGUUCCACACAGACGACACCAUCAACAAGAAAGGCUUUCAUGCCCAAUAUGCCAGUACCAAGUUCCAGGAUGCCCUGCACAUGAAGAAAUAGCCACUGUUCUUGGAAGAUGCAAAACUGAGAAUGUUUUUACAACUAUAGCACCUUGUGACUCUGCCCUAAAACAGUGUACAGUAUUUUUCGCAAACAA
Messenger RNA from Choloepus didactylus (southern two-toed sloth), 3291 nucleotides. RefSeq names its product tolloid like 2 (gene TLL2). Gene Ontology annotation, molecular function: zinc ion binding; calcium ion binding; metalloendopeptidase activity. The transcript is spliced from 21 exons. The coding region runs from base 132 to 3194 and encodes 1020 amino acids. Gene Ontology annotation, biological process: proteolysis. Lineage: Eukaryota; Metazoa; Chordata; Mammalia; Pilosa; Megalonychidae. The record is from RefSeq and is a predicted model, not a curated record.